Messenger RNA from Frankliniella occidentalis (western flower thrips), 3498 nucleotides. Its product is annotated as lachesin-like. The transcript has 10 exons. Gene Ontology annotation, cellular component: neuron projection. Lineage: Eukaryota; Metazoa; Arthropoda; Insecta; Thysanoptera; Thripidae. The record is from RefSeq and is a predicted model, not a curated record. Bases 302 to 1834 code for a protein of 510 amino acids.
UCGCCGGCCGUGCGGCGCGGAGGACGCAUCUGGCGGAGCAGACGACGCCGACGCGGCGCACGCAGCGCUCUCUCGUUACGCGACUCGACACCGCGACGCGCACAACCCGCGACCCUCCGCGAACCACACGCGCCCGCGACCCGCGCGAGGACAGGACGACCGCGGGGUGGGGGGCCGCGUGCCACCGCGGGGGACACGGCGUGCGCGUGUUCCCGGCGAUGUGACCGGGCCGUCCGCACGUGUGGGCGCGCCGAGGACGCCGUCAAGGAAGUCGUGAUGAGCUAGGAGGCCGCGGGACAACAUGACAGCGCAGCGGCGGGACCGCAGCUUCAGGUGGUCGCGCCUGCUGGCCGCCCUGUCCGCUCUCGGGUGCCUGACGACCGGCUGCGCGGCCUACGGCGGCCGGUCCUUCGGCGUGGCCUACGGCGCGGACGACACCCUCCCAGGGAACAGCCCGGGCGACCUGCCGGGCGACCUCCCCGGCGACCUGCUCGUCAACUCGAUCGCCAACCCGCCGGACUCGGCGGCCGCCUCCCCAGACGAGGACGACGACGAUGAGCCUUCAGGGAUCGAUAUCCUGGUGGGCGGCCCCGGGCCCGGCCUCGGCCGCGGCGGCGGAGACGUGGAGGUCGUCACGCUGUGCCAGGACUGCUGGAAGGUGCCGGCCUCGGACGACCAGCUGGAGCAGCAGCAGUUCAACUCGCUCCAACACGGACGAGCACCCGCGCCCACGAGUCGAGGCGCGGAGACGACUACGACACCGAGGCCAGCGCCCGACGCGCCCGAGUUCGAGAUGCCCAUCGUCAACCUGACGGUACCGCUCGGGCGGGAGGCGAUCCUCUCGUGCACCGUUGACCGCCUCGGGAAGUACAAGGUGGGCUGGCUCAAGGCGUCGGACCAGACGGUGCUCACCAUGCACACGCGGGUCGUGACGCAUAACUCGCGCGUGAGCGUGUCGCACGACAACCAGCGCACCUGGCACCUGCACAUCCGCCAGGUCAAGGAGAGCGACCGCGGCUGCUACAUGUGCCAGAUCAACACCAUCAACAUGAAGAGCCAGCUGGGCUGCAUCGACGUGCAUGUGCCGCCGGACAUCAUCUCGGACGACUCGUCGGCCGACCUGCACGUGCCCGAGGGCGACAACGCGACGCUGCACUGCAAGGCGACGGGCCACCCGACGCCCAGGGUCACGUGGCGUCGUGAGGGCGGCGAGCCCAUCCUCCUGAGGAGGGGCACCAAGGAGCUGUUCCACGGUGAGUGGAGAGAGGGCGACACUGGAGAUGGUGCGGGCGGUAUGGCGAUGGUGCUGGCGGUGCUAGUAUUGCACGCGUGUUUUUGUGUUUUCUUGACGCCCGAACUUGUUUUGCCCGCAGUUGCGCCGCAUAUCGAGGUGCCGAACCAGCUGCUGGGGGCACCACUCGGCACAGACGUCAAACUCGAGUGCAACGUGGAGGCCUUCCCCAACACCAUCAACUUUUGGCUUAAGAGCGGCCAGGAGAUGCUGCUGGACGGGCCUAAGUACAGGAUCGGUGAGCACAGGAAGAACUACAAGGUGUUCAUGUCCCUCCUCAUCCACUCCUUCCGGGAGGACGACAUCGGAGUUUACAAUUGCAUCUCCACCAAUUCGCUUGGUCGGGCGGAGGGCACAGUGAGGCUUUAUGUUAUCAAACCAGUCGGAGAGAGUCCUCUCUCGAACCGAGUUGUUAACGCAGGAGGCCUAGAGUCCCGGGGAGACCCCUCGCGCUCGGCGGCGGGGCUGGUCCGCCCGCGGGGUUGGCAUCGGGGGCUGUGCGUGGCGUUGACGGCGCUCGCGCUGGCCGGCUCGUGGCGGUGACCGUGGGCCUGAGCUGGCCGUGCCGCUCUAUCUGUGAUGACUGUUGUGUAAAUAACGUGUACAUAGUGGACAUAAUGAGUGUGAGCGGAGUGUCUGAAGGUGGGGAGCAUGCGUGCUUCUCCAGUAAACGUCUUUCCCGCAUCGCGGUGGAAAGAGACCAGAGUCUUUUUGUUACCGAAACGGUGCGUAAGUUGAUGUCGUAGUGAACCACACGGACCGAAAUAACAAUGGUUAAAAAUUUCGUGUACUGAGUUAAAGCCCUACGAGACUAUUUCAUCGGCAAAAACAAUGUCUGAUGCUUCUGAAAAUUUUAUGAACUCUCAUGAUUUGAGGAAAAGUCCUCAGAGUUUCAAAAAAAUGGGAAAUUCCAAUUUUUUGAAGUGAUGUCCUCAAAAAAUUAGUAGAUUUAUCUUGAGUAACCGGAGUUACUUUAAGUUUUUCUAAUUUCCUCAAAAAUUCAGCUAUUGUUUUCACCGUGUCUCCCACAGUGCAUUGCAAACGGGUGCAGAGCAGUGUUUUCUGGAGUAAAAAUGGAUUACCUUGUAGGUGUAGGUUUCUUAUACAUACAAGGUUUCUUCACGGGGUCGACGACUUCCACCAUUGGCUGAGGCUCAGAACUCUGUGGGAAACGUGGGUAAGCGCAGGGGUUUUCACAUCGGCUCCGCGCCCUGAAACAAAAAUAUCUAAAAUUACCAUAAUCUUUGAAAUUUUUUCAAAAAUCUUGCCAGUUGGUAUGUUUGCACCCAAUACGCUGAGUGACACAAAAAUUAAUCAGCCUAUAGGGAUUCAACCAUUAAUAUUCUGGUCUUGGCGGGCUGCUGUGACGUCAACUGACGUACCCUUUGCAACAAAAAGGCUAAAAUGUACUUCUUCUGUGCCAUUUCGACUAGGUAGAAGGGAUUUUAUUGUGGGUCUGCGAGUAAUAUAUUUUAUUACCUUGUCAAAACGCUGUCUUCUACAAAAUCUCGUGCCCGGGCCCUCACUGGAAUGCUGUACUUAUUAUUUGUUUAUAAAAUGUUGAUAAGUUUAUGUUAUUGGAAUAGCCAGGAUCGACGGAGUGCUUAACAGACUGUACGCAACUCGUUAUGCAUUCGCUGUUGUGCAGAUUGCUCUUGCGCUUCGGAAUUUCAGCCAAGGUUAAGAAAUCGUGGUUGUGAUCUUCAGCUAGUCUUUUGCAUAAUAAAAUGUGCCAAUUUACGCUUUGUGCCAUGACUCGGCUAUCGUUUUCGAAGGUGAUAAAGCGAGGCCUGGCCUGAAAGUCAUUUAGUCAAUCUUGUAAUGUUUAUUUUAAAAUAAAGCAGAUUAUUUGAUUUCGCCGUUUAUUUAUAUAGAAACUUUCCAAAAUUUGUUAUGAUGUUAAGGGCAAUUGUUUGACUGAUGUCACCAUUACUUUUGUAAAACAAAUAAAUGUAAACAUAUCAUACAAAAUGUUUGCUUGAUCGUCUGUGCUUCCCUUAGAGAAAUGUCUAUGUCUCCCUCUAUGGGCAGUUUUUUAAGAACCUUGUAAAUGUGAUGUUUACCAAACCUUCUGCUUGCUGAAGAGACCAAAAGUCGGCCCUCUGCCUCCAAUCCGCAACACGGUCAAUUACUUAGCUGAAAAUUGUGGUUUCCUAUUUGACAGCUAUCACCCCAAAUCGUAUGUAAAUAAACAAAGAGCAAAGAAA